Populus trichocarpa (black cottonwood) is the source of this 1933-nucleotide messenger RNA. Its product is annotated as (R)-mandelonitrile lyase-like. NCBI's taxonomy places the organism in Eukaryota, Viridiplantae, Streptophyta, Magnoliopsida, Malpighiales, Salicaceae. Gene Ontology annotation, molecular function: oxidoreductase activity, acting on CH-OH group of donors; flavin adenine dinucleotide binding. Bases 90 to 1694 code for a protein of 534 amino acids. The transcript has 3 exons. The record is from RefSeq and is a predicted model, not a curated record.
CUUACCAGCAUGCCCAAAUAACUAAACCGGCGCAUUAGUCCCAAUGCCAUCGAAUUAAUCCUCUGUCGAGCAAAUUGGAAAAACAAAAGAUGGAGCUUCUUCAUGUACUUCUCGCAGCUUCGUAUAUUUUACUUGUUAGCUUUUCUCAAUCUUCUUCAAAGUGUCAAGGCAAAACUCUCCCCUACAUGACUCCAGAUGUCACACAGAUCUCUGGAAGGUCAUUCGAUUACAUAAUAGUAGGGGGAGGCACCGCUGGUUGCCCCCUGGCAGCAACACUUUCAGAGAGAUAUUCUGUGCUGUUGGUCGAACGAGGAAGCUCACCAUAUAAAAAUCCUUUUGUAUUGGACAAAAGGUUCUAUGGUUUCGCGUUGUUCCAAACCAAUGAAUUCUCAUCAGUUUCUCAAAGUUUUAUCUCCAAGGACGGCGUUUCCAACCUUAGAGGACGAGUUCUCGGAGGAUCAUCAGCAAUAAAUGGUGGGUUCUAUAGCAGAGCUAGCGAUGCUUUUGUUAGAAGAGCUGGAUGGGACGAAGAAUUGGUCAAGGAAUCUUAUAAGUGGGUGGAGUCUAAAAUGGUUUUUAAACCUGAGUUGACCAAAUGGCAAUCUGCUGUCAAAUUUGGCCUUCUUGAAGCAGGAAUUCUACCUUAUAAUGGGUUCAGCUUGGAGCAUGUAGAGGGCACAAAGAUGGGAAGGACAGUGUUUGAUCACGAUGGGAGAAGGCACACCUCUGCUGAUCUUUUAGAGACAGGGAACCCAGAUAAUAUCGUAGUUCUUCUGAAUGCAACUGUAAAGAAUAUCAUCUUCCAUAAAAAAGGUACUGAAAAUGAGACAACAGUUCACGGUAUUAGGUUCAUCAAGAGCGAUGGCAACGUAAGUCAAACUUAUGAAGCUUAUCUGAAGCAGCUAGAGAAUUCAGGUUCAUGGGGUGAUGUUAUUCUGUCAGCAGGAACAUUAGGGAGUCCCCAGAUCCUAUUGUUGAGUGGCAUCGGACCAAAAAGACACCUGAAGAACUUUGGUAUCCCACUCGUGCUAGACUUUCCAGAGAUUGGACAAGAGAUGGUAGACAACCCGUCCAUAUCCGUUUUGUUAGAGUCAGACCCCCAAGUUCAGUUACCAGAUCCACCUCAAAUCGUGGGCAUAGCAGAUGACUUCAAAUUCAUAGUUCAGGGAUUAAUCCUACCAAUAAGCAUCAAUGCAACAAGGAUACCAAUUUCAAUCAAGCUUGCAUUUCCAGCGUCCAAAGGGAAACUGGAAUUGAACAGCACUGACCCUAGGCAAAACCCUUUAGUUGAAUUCAACUAUCUAGCCAAGGAGAAGGACAUGAAGGAAUGUAUCAAGAUGGUUCAGUUGGUUGAGAGAGUGGCAAGGUCCAAAUCCAUUGCUGGGUUCCUGGGUAAGGAACACUACAGUAAUUCGAAGUCUCCUCGUGAACAGAGAGAGUUCUGCAAGAAGAAUGUUAGGACUUUCUAUCAUUACCACGGUGGUUGCGCUGUUGGAUCGGUUGUUGACAAUGACUACAGAGUACAUGGGGUAAAGGGAUUGAGAGUAGUAGAUGGAUCGACUUUCUUGGAAUCACCGGGAACGAACCCAAUGGCUACGCUGUUGAUGCUAGGAAGGUAUCAAGGGAUCAAGAUUCUCGCGGAAAACAACCAGCAUGAACCAUCCAAAUCCAACCAUACCCACACCCACAUAUAGAAUAAUUAAGCUUUAUGCGUCACCAUCGGAGAAUGUUCAGUAACUUGAUGUGCGUCUUCCAGUUCAACGUAGCAAUAAUCCACCCUCUCUCUCUCAAUAAGAAGUAAUAAUCCAAAUUAGAGUAAACAAGCUUACAUUGUCUUACAUUGUAAUUCACAGAUCACCCUACCUUGUCUUAUUAUCUCAUUUCUCAAUGCAGUUUAUUUCUAUAACAAGUCUUACAUAUCUUCGUUUACAAA